AGUACAGAUCAAAGAUGUAGGUAGAAACGUUACUUGCAUUUCUCCUUCCCGUCCACUUCUAUUUCUUCUGACUCAGUCGGCGAAGUCUUGGCUGCCCCUCAAUUGCACAUGCUGUACAUAUUUUGAGCUUCAUUCCCAAAAACAUACAAGAUUUCAAAUUCCCCAUUCUUACCAAUUCACAUCUCCAACACAAACAUACAGCACACUACACUCCAACAACCAAGUUCCCUGAACCUCAGUACUAAACAAACAAAAUGGCAAACCCCCGAACAGACUUCCCCCCCAUCCGCGCCUGCCUCUUCGACAUGGACGGCCUCCUCAUCAACACCGAAGACAUCUACACCCUCUGCCACAACAUCCUACUAGCACGCUACUCCUCGGGCCCCAUGACCUGGGACAUAAAGUCGCAACUGCAAGGCCGGCCCGCCGCGCAGAGCAUCGCCCUCCUCCUCGCACACUUCAACCUCACCUCCAAAGUCGACAUCGGCACUUAUACGUCCGAGCUGCAUGCCAUUCAGGACGAGGAGUUCCGCAAGGCGGCGCCACUGCCGGGUGUAGAGAGGUUGCUGAAGCAGCUCGAGACGGCGAGGACGGUCUCAAGUGGGAAGAAAGUCCAUGUCGCGCUCGCGACGAGUAGUGGAGAGGGACAUUUCAGGAUAAAAACGGAUCACAUCCUAGAGCUCUUCUCAAUCUUUACUUCCGAGCGGAGGAUUCUAGGGGAUGAUGUCCGUAUCCCAAAAGGAAGGGGGAAGCCGAGUCCGGAUAUCUAUCUCGUUGCGUUGAAUGCUAUAAAUGAUAGUUUGGAGGCUGGAGAGGAGAAGAUUAGGCCGGAGGAGUGCUUGGUGUUUGAGGAUGGGAUUCCGGGGGUUGUGGCUGGGCGGAGGGCUGGGAUGAGGGUUGUGUGGUGUCCGCAUGAGGGAUUGGCUGGGCUUUGGGUUGGCAGGGAGGGGGAGGUUCUUGCGGGGAGAGGGGAGGGUAGUGAGAUUGAUCCCGAACAGUUGGGCGUUGUGGGAGAUGGAUGGGGUGAGCAGAGGAAGACCCUUGAGGACUUUCCGUGGGAGAAGUAUGGGGUUGUCACUAGUGUCUAGUGGGAGAUGAAAUUUGUUGAUGCCAUUUGCCCAGUAAAGAGCAAUAACUUGAAGAUAAAUAUAUUCGCAAUGAAGGGGACCUUUAGCGCAAAGGCGAUGGAUUGAUUAGAUUCCAUUGAUUGGUACGCUCGCUACCAGUCGCUAAAAUAACUGAAAGUAAACAGUGGCA
Cadophora gregata is the source of this 1257-nucleotide messenger RNA. RefSeq lists its product as uncharacterized. Bases 255 to 1088 code for a protein of 277 amino acids. NCBI's taxonomy places the organism in Eukaryota, Fungi, Ascomycota, Leotiomycetes, Helotiales, Ploettnerulaceae. Gene Ontology annotation, molecular function: phosphatase activity. The transcript has 2 exons. The record is from RefSeq and is a predicted model, not a curated record.